UAGCAGUUCUUAUCUCUCCUUUUAUAUCUUCUAUAAUUAUAACACUAGCUUGAGUUUGAAAAAAUACGAUAGUGAGAGAGGUAAAGAUGAAUAAAACUUAAAAUGGAAAGGGGAGAAAGAGAAAAUUUGGAACUUUGAAGACAAAGAUGUCCCUUCAAGACAGGUUGAACAUCAAAAAAUAUAUUCUUACCAAUUGCUCCUUCUUUUCCAUAACUUCUGGUAAAGGUCACUAACUGACAGCAACUUUCAUUUGCAUUAUGGGGAUUUUUUUUCGUUUUGAGGCCAUUGUUUGGUCGCCAUCUUGAUAGGAAUGGUAUUCAAAGUACGCAUGCGCAUUGUUUUCAAAACAAAUAUGGUAGAUGUUUCCAAGCGAUUGCAGAAUUUUAAACAAGUUUCUCUACCAAUGAAUCCAAGAUGAUGUGCUGUCCAGUAGCUACUUUUGGGGAAAGUCCAUCUCCAAGAUCUUUUCAUGCAAGUGUAGUUAUUGGUGAUUUGUUGUAUGUUCAUGGAGGUGUGGACAAAUCUAACAGGGUUCUGGCGAGCAUACAUUACUUCGAUGUAACCACAAAAACCUGGAGUGUUGUCGAGACGGUACCUUCUUCUCACAAAUGCAAGGUAUCCGGCGUGUUACCAGAUUUGGAUGUUUGUGAAGCCCCAAGUUUAAGCCACCAUUGUGCAUUAAACUACAAGGAUAGGUUUAUUAUGUUGAUUGGCGGUUGGAAUGGGAAAAGAAGGACGUCUGAUGUAUUUUUGUUUGAUGUUUGUGAAAGACGCUGGAAUCAAAUGAGAAUAAUUGGUGAUAUACCCGUUGGCUUGAGCUCUCAUACAGCCUCUAUGGUAACUGAAGAUGAGAUCUUGAUAGUUGGUCGCGAGGGAGGUGUUCAUACACAUAGACGAAGUGGUGAUGCAUUCUCAUUGAAUCCGAAGACUGGAGAGUACAAAACGGCAAUGUAUUCUAUAGAUUCUCGAUCAGGACAUAUAAGUUGCAUGGUAUCCUCCAGUGAUAAGAAGAAAUACAGGAUAUUGAUAUACAGUGGUCGGAAAACCGGCAACCAAUACAGUUUCAUUGGAUCCUGGAAUACAGUUUAUGAUAAAAAGAAUAAUGUUCACCAGGACAUUUCCAAUAGAAUAACUGCUUUAGUACAGAAGUCCAAGCGUAUAGAAAUACCGAAAGGAAGACAAAAUAGCAUGCAUUUCUGUAUAGACUAUAAAAUGGUCGUCAUAUACGGAGGGCAGUUAUGGCAGGCAAGAGAUUCUGUUUCUUCUGACGUUAUUGUAUUCAAUACAGAAAACAAUUCAUGGUAUGUAAUAGAAUUAGAUUGCUCUCUUCCUAAACUAACUGGUUUCACUUUGAAUGUUGGUAGCGAUGGCCAAUGUUAUAUUUUUGGUGGCAAUGAUGGUCGAAGCAGCAACAGCAGCCUUUGGAAUCUGCAAGCUCGUGGAUAGAAUAUACCUUGUACCUUGUAUACCAUUACGAGCUGAUGAUUUUCAAGAAAAAAGCAAUUUUUAGAGCUGGAUUUCAGUUUUUAAAAUUCCUUUUUAAAGACGCGUGAUUUAAUUGCUCCAGAGCACAAAACCCCCCCUCCCCCACAGAACUUUUUUGCACGACCAAAUGUUAUGAAGUCUAUCUUUUGACGAGCCACUGUAUUCUGCGCCUCCCUCUACCCCUCCGUAUUUUUUAAACAGUGCUUAACAGACAUCCAAAAUGAUUAUAUAAAAGUUGAAUUGUUUAUUAAAAAAGAUAAUGGAUUGCUAUUUCGAGAAAACAUAGUUUUGAGUAGUGACUCGUAUUAAUUUUAAUGGAGUUCACGUGGAGGUUUAAGCCUGUUUUUU
Molecule: messenger RNA, 1833 nt
Organism: Rhopilema esculentum
Lineage: Eukaryota; Metazoa; Cnidaria; Scyphozoa; Rhizostomeae; Rhizostomatidae
Product: kelch domain-containing protein 9
Molecular function (GO): cyclin binding
Source: RefSeq, a predicted model, not a curated record